CGUGAAGGCAGAAGAACCAGAGACACAGUCUGGGAACUUGACAAAGCCGCUACGCCGUAACCAUUUGGCUAUUCACAUUCAGUCAAUACAGCGCCUGCCAAUAAGUUUUGGGGACAGGUUCAUCUCGUGGGGAACUUACUGUUAAGGAAACGAAGUGAGUCUUGCGACAGCCUGCGGUGUCGCAAUCUACCACUCCUGUUCAGCUCAAGUAUUGAUUACUGCAUGCAAUAUUCCGCUGCUAGCGUCAAACGCGAUUGAUAGUAAACGCCCUUAUCAAGGUCGUAGAAAUGAAGCUAUUAGGCAUGAGCAUGGAGAGCGAAAAGGUUCCUAAGGGGAAGCAAUACAUGAUUUCGACAAGGGAGAAUAGCGAAUACAAAUGGCAAAACGAACCAGGCAUCAUCGGAGCCCUCGAGGUCCCUUCACAACCCGGACUCAAUCUACAAGAAGAAUAUAUACAACGCACUAUUGAAGGGAAAAAAGAGGCCUUCGCUGCGGCCUUACGAGUGUGGGAACACUGGAAACUCCGAGACGAAUUCAUCCGAGCAUGUGAAAAUGUUCCCAAAGAGACUUGCUGUUGUGGGCUGGUCCCGGACGACGAUAGUACGAUGAAAUCGAUGAUUCCUGCCUUGAACAAGGGUUGGAUGAAGGCCGUGAAUGAACGAUUGUCAAAAGAUGGCAAAGACUUUCAUUUGGACUCGUUCGUUUGGAACUGGCACAACGCUGUUGGUAAAUCCGAGACGAAUGUACUGAUGAUUCGGUUUCAUGAAGGGAAUGUAGAGCCUUCCUCCUGGGGAUUGAAUCAUGACAGAUAA
Messenger RNA from Phaeodactylum tricornutum CCAP 1055/1, 812 nucleotides. RefSeq lists its product with no specific name. The record is from RefSeq and is a predicted model, not a curated record. Bases 288 to 812 code for a protein of 174 amino acids. The transcript has a single exon. Lineage: Eukaryota; Bacillariophyta; Bacillariophyceae; Surirellales; Neidiaceae.